Vigna radiata var. radiata (mung bean) is the source of this 698-nucleotide messenger RNA. RefSeq names its product F-box protein At1g78280-like. Bases 113 to 610 code for a protein of 165 amino acids. NCBI's taxonomy places the organism in Eukaryota, Viridiplantae, Streptophyta, Magnoliopsida, Fabales, Fabaceae. The transcript is spliced from 3 exons. The record is from RefSeq and is a predicted model, not a curated record.
CUUUGCGACAAGCUAAAAAAUCUGAAUAACUGCAAUAUUAUUAUACAAUGUAACAUUAUGAUACAUGUGUAUCCGUUUCGUGAAAAAUAUUCUUGUACCAAUUUAAGUUGGGAUGGAAAAGGUGUACCUGAUAUCAUUGCGAAAAACAAUAUCACCAGUAGGAAAUGCAGUGUUGAUUAUUUCUCAUUUGGGGUUUGGGGGCAGGAAACAGUUAGAGUAUAGGAAUGCUGGGAUGCUUGUGAAUGAAUCAGGUAGCUUAGCUGGUAACUCAAACAUAUGGCCAUAUGUGAUAACGAAACGAUGUGCAGGGAAUAUGUUUGCAGAAUUAAGAGAUAAACUGACAUGGGAAGAUAAAACAAACUUGGCCUCAUUCUUGGGGGAGCAACUGCAUUAUCUUCAUCUUUUGUCAUAUCCGCCUCCAAAUAUCUCAUCUUUCUGUGAUAUUGAUCAUGAAUUAAGCUUGGUUGAGGCUAAUGGUUAUAUUGCAACUGUUACCAGUAAAUCAAAUGUUACAGCAGAAUGGUGGCUUUUCACCAGAACCUUAGCAAAGAUGAGGAAAGAUGUGUCAAGCCGUUUGAUCAAGUGUAUUAUCAUUAUUGAGACUGGAUGAGCAAAACAUGUUGCAGGAUGUAAACACGAAGAAACCGGUUAGACGAAACAGUAAAAGCUUGGAUUUUGGCAGUGUGAGUAUUAGAUUC